Molecule: messenger RNA, 11875 nt
Organism: Lepidothrix coronata (blue-crowned manakin)
Lineage: Eukaryota; Metazoa; Chordata; Aves; Passeriformes; Pipridae
Gene: CREB3L1
Product: cAMP responsive element binding protein 3 like 1
Exons: 12
Coding region: 5067-6443 (458 amino acids)
Biological process (GO): regulation of transcription by RNA polymerase II
Molecular function (GO): DNA-binding transcription factor activity, RNA polymerase II-specific; cAMP response element binding
Source: RefSeq, a predicted model, not a curated record
GGACCGCCCGGCCCGUGAGGGGCUGCGGCACCCGGGCCCUGCGCGCCGCGCCCUCAGUCGCCCUCCCCUGAUUGUGCCUUGAGCCGCCGUCGGUCCCUCCUAUGUCUUGUGGCGCCUAGCGCUGGAAAUUGUAAAUCCAGGACCUUGGCACGGAUGCGCGGUGGAAGGAGGUUUCCACAGCGAGUUGUGCCUGAGCCUUGCAGAGACGAGAGGAGACUCCGGGGAGAGCUUAUCGCUCUCUACAACUACCUGAAAGGGGGUUGUAGCUGGGUGGGGGUUGGCCUCUUCUCCCAAGCAACUAGUGAGAGAACGAGAGGAUAUAGUCUUAAGCUGCAGGUUUAGGUUGGACAUUAGAAAGACUUUCUUCAGAGAAAGAGGGAUUAGACAUUGGAAUGGACUGCCCAGGGAGGUGGUGAUUACAUGUGCACGCAUGAUGGUGUUUGGUCAUAGGUUGGACUCAAUGAUCUCGGAGGUCGUUUCCAACCUAACCGAUUCUGUGACUCUGUGAUUCUACAGACAGCAGCAAAUUCUGGGCCUGGUUCUAGAUCAGGUUCAGUUUGGUCCACCAUGCAGUUCAACGUUGUGAUGCUGAAAGUAAUCACAGGUGACUUGGGCAUUGCCACAGUCUCUGGGAAAGACUGAGAGGUGCUGCUGGUCCAAGUGCUGUCCUGCUGCUGGAGGGAAAUGGUAAUGGCGCCCACAGACAGUUUGGCCUUUGGUGCUUCAGCCAUGGCACACAGAGAAGCAGGAAUAGCAAGGGGGUAGCAGGGCAAUGACAAGUUGUCCAAGCAGAUCAGGGAUCUGGGCAGACGAGGCAUGGAGGAGCAGGGAGCAGUGGUACAUGAGGGGAGAGAGCAAGAGCAAUACAGGUCAGAAUAGAGGGGUACCAGAGGGGUCUGAGAGCCAAGAGGUGGUUGGAUGAUCACUUGAGCCCCUCGGGGUGCACAUGCACCAACUGGAGUGUGUGGAGAAGUGUUCACAGCAUCUGUCCAUCCUGCCUGAAUCUUGUUAACAUUGUUGAGAACUUCACUUUCAUAAGGUCUAAAAUUCUCUGCAUUUUAAAGAGAGCAGAAGGACUGUCUGGAGUGUAUGGGCUCUUCUUUCCUGGAAUGUAAAGAAAACCUCAGCUCUGCAGCUGGAGUGCAGGGGGCUUCAUUCCUUAGUGAAAGCAGAGAAGGGAAAUGCAGAUGUCACAGCUGGGACAGGAGAUUUAUCUUGGCAAGCAAAGAGGAAAAAUACUUUCAAAAAGAAAAGAGAAAACUCAGAAGAAUCCACUCCCCAUCUUCACUGCCUGCCAGCACGAGCAGAACCUCCAACCUGCAAAGGCCCUUCGUCUCCUGGGCCUGGGCUGCUGCCCAGCUGGAUUAGCCCCUCGCUGCUUUCUCUUUGGAGUGAGACCAUUGUGAUGGGACCAGAAAGGCUGUGAGAACCAGGCUGAUCCUGAAGAGAGACUGUCUCCAAACAACUCAGCUGGAGAUGGGAAAGGAAAAGUCACAGUCAAAGGAUGGAAGCAUGAAAAGGAAAAGGAGGGACAGAGGCAGCCAGGAUGACUACAGAGAACUGGAUCCAGGGAGAGGAAAUCAUCCCCUCCUCAUCCAUGCAGAGUGCCCCUGGGCUACAGGAGUGACACCUUAAGGCAUUCCAUGCACGCCCAGGCAGGGGAGAAGGCUUAGUGCCUCAGUCUGUGCUUGAGGCCUCCAGAGGUCUAACACCAGCUCUGGGUGGGGAGAAACGUACAGCUUGCAUUUGGAUGUCUGAAUGCCUUACAUUAGCUCCCCAGAUAACUGUUGUACAACAGGAAAGGGUGUUCAAAUGAGAAGUGCACGCACGCACAUACAGUGUGCUAUUUAGACAACCCUAAGCAUGAGGUCAGGAUGAAAACAUGUGGUGGAAAUAUGUUUGGAAGACUCAGUGCCUAUGUUGAUCACCCGGAGUGGGAGGGAGCAGAAGCCAGCAGCUGACAGAUUCUCACUCUCUCCCCAUAGCUGAGAUGUCCUCAGCUUGAGCAGAUUCUCCUGUGGCACCAGAACAGCUUAAGGCUCUCUGUUGGGCCUAGAGAUGUGAUGGUCAUUGCCUCUCCAUACCUGUGCACACUGGCUAAUCCUCUUUGGGCAUUGCCUCCCCGUCGUCCUAGAACUGUGCGGGGGGGAUGGGCAGCUAGAAAUCAGGCUUGGAUCAGGAAAUCCAGCACAUCCUCGCCAUUGCAUUUCUGUCCCUUGGCUGCCCCCUCCCUGACCGCUCACUGGUAAUACAGCUUUGGAAACAUAUCCCGUGCUAUUUCUUGGCUUUGGAGCAUAGUUAGAAGGAGAAGGAAGGAGGGUGUGAAAGGGAGGGGGAGAUAACAGGAGAGAAUAAUGCAAAAUGAGACUAUGCUGUGAGCUUCGUAUCCCAUCUGGAAGCUGUUUUCCCCAGUACACUGCACACCCACUCCCUCUGGGCUAGGAUGGUAAGGGUCAAGUUUCCCAGUUGACUGGUCCUCUUUACUAAAGCCAGGCCCAUCUGAGCAAAAUCUACCCGAGACGAUCUCAAUAGAGUUGCAGAGUCCUUCAUUGUCACAAAUGUCUUGACCAGCCUUCUGAGGAGUGGGUGCUGGCUGGAAGGCACUCUCAAAGAGUUUAGGUCUUGAAGAGGCUGUGAGAGAAUGAGCCUGCUCUGCUCCUGUAUGUCUGUCUAUCCCACCUUCCUUCACAUCUGAGUUUUGGGGACUCUUUCUUGGACCUUCCCUGGUCUGCUGAGAUCAUUGUUGCCAUUGUGUCAGCAAAAGUCUCCCCAAAGCCUAGCACGGUUGUGUCAUUUUGUGGCAGCACAUGAAGGCCUUUAGCUGUGCUGGCCCCACUCCAGAUGGGAAGGGAGCACUGGUGGCCACCCAGCACCUUCUUUGGCAUGUGACCUUCCAGCCAGGAUAAAGCUACUAUCCAUUUGGUCAGGUGAUAAACCUGCUUCUGUAUAUCGCUCAGAAGCUCAUGCUCUGCCAUGAUCUGCACAGCUGUGAGACACCACACCCUGGGACAUGCAGUUUCCUGAAGCCUUCUUUCUCACACAUGCAAAGGAAGUGUAUGGCUGAAGCCUCUGAGUUUUGCCAGAUAAGGGCAGCUCCCAAAAUGAGGCUCGGUGGGACAGAGUUUGCCUGUUCUGGGUUAGCAGGCUCAAACUGAGCUAAUUAGCAGUGGCUUUGAUGGCAUCUAUCCAAAAUAAACUCUGGGCUGCUCUUCACUGUGCCCAUCACAGUUGAAUCUGGACAAGAGGACUCUUUUUCCUCUUACCAUGUGGUUGCAUGCACAGGUGUCUUAUAUUAAUAAGAAAUCUAAAAUUAACAAUACCUGUUGGAUUCAGGAGAGAAUGGAGCCAACCCAGAGACCCAGCAGUCUUCCUGGGAUGUGGUGACAGCUUCCUGCUGGUCCUGUAGUUUCUAUUGUGGAUAUAGCCAGCUACAAAGCCAUGUCAUUAUAUUUGUUUGCUUUACCCUUUCUGCUUAUGCUUUCCUCUGCUUCUUGCCACCUUCUUUGAGUAAAAUAGCAAUCUUCAGCUCUGUGUCAGCUAUAGGUGCUCUUGCUCCUUGAAGGUGUCGGAUCCUUGGUGCCCCCUUUGAUAAUAACCAUAGUUAUUCCAAAUCUCAUAGGCUAUCAUCCUUCUCUCCACCGUCUGUGUUUAGAGAUGUUGGAUUGGUAUAUGUAUGAGUGAUGAGAACUGAAAUGGGACUGCUUUGGUGAGAAAGCUUUGCCAGUAUUUAAUUGUGAUGGAGGAUAUGACCCAGGAGCCCAGAGAGGGGUAGGUGCCCCAACAUUUCUGGAUGCCCAGGGAAGCUGCAAGUUUCAUUCUUUGCUUAUCACCUAUGUUUGCCCUGUCCUGUGCAGUAGGUCUCUGUCUCCUGGGAGAGAAUGGUCUCUUGGGGACCUAACUCCCAUGUCUCUUGGAGAACAGUGUUGCCUUCAUCCUUGCUUCCAAGCAGUGAGGUCCUCCAACAAAUCUGGUUUUUUGUUUAGGAAUAUAGCCAGAGGCACAUCUCUGCCUCUUCCCUCCAGGUAGGUUUGUCCUACAAUGGAAAGAUUGUUGACUGACCGAGAAAGAUCGUUGUUCUAAGUGUGGGUGGGAUGCCACUAAAAGAUAAUCUGUGGAGCUACUGCAUAAAUGCAUUCUCUUGUCUCUCUUUACUCCCACCUUUGCCUUUGUUAAUGCACAGUCAUGAAAGAAAUUUGAAGCACAUGGCAGAGUUGCAGAUAGCUCUCCUCACAGCUGUCCAUCCAGCUCUGCUUCUCCUCCAGGGCUACACAGUGGUUCUAGUUUUGAUGGUCACAACAGUAUAUAGGAUUUGAAUGCCUCUUGUUUUAUCCUGGCUCUGCUAUGCUGUGGUGUGCCAGCACUCUGAAUCCCUUCACUUCUCUGUGGUUAUAUUCUCGCCCUUACCGUAAGGCUACCGUGUUCAUAUCCUGUAUUUGCUUGUGUUGUUUAGAGAACACAAGACAAAGAACAGCUGUUACAUGAACAGACGCUCUCUGAGGUUAAUACUCAGGACUCCGAAGUCUUUAUCCCUCUAUGCUGUAGGAUAGGACAAAACCUGUUUUUCUAGUGGUUUUUAGAUAACUGUCUAACCCAGUUUCAUCUGCUGACUCAGGUCCCUCUGAAGAAGUUAUGCUCUGCACGGAUGGAAGGUGUUUUCCGUCACUUGAUUUAAGUGCAGAAAUGCUUCUAGGCAACUUGGAAAUGGAUGGGUAGAUUUUACCAAGCUACCCCGCCAACUCGCGUCUGCUAUGGGAAGAAGUGGAGAAAACUUCAGCCCAGACAUCCAGGGAGGGCCUCAACGCUGGGAUUUAGCAUGAGCAUGCCUUUUCUGCCUUACUUUCACGUGCAGUGUCUGCCCUCCAGGGAAGCCUCGGAUGGUGGUGUGUUGGGCUGUCACUCCAGGCAGUCAGAGGACAAGUGGGAAGGAAGCAAAGGGAGAGAAACCUCGUGUCAGGCAGAAUGCUCAUGGGAGGGACUCCACCCCCACUUCCAGCAUGCUCUGUGAGCAUCUGAGGUUUUAAAUCGAGCAGCAUUUCUCAGAGAACCUGGAUCACUUCUCUGACAACAUGGAGGAUUUCUCCAAUGACCUGUUCAGCAGUUUCUUCGAUGACCCAGUACUGGCUGAGAAGAACCCACUGCUGGACAUGGACCUAGAUCCACCCACUCCAGGCAUCCAGGCAGAGCACAGCUAUUCCCUCAGUGGAGACUCUGCUCCCCAGAGCCCCCUUGUGCCUGUCAAGGCUGAAGAUAAUACUAAUGAGCUGGAGAAUGGAGUGUGGUCGCUGGGGCCCAAGCUCUGCUCCAUCAUGGUGAAACAGGAACAGAACCUGGCUCUAGACCUGCCUGAGUCCCAGCUAGCUGCCAGCUCCAUACCAGUGCUGAACCUCAACCCUCUGCAGAGACUGCCAGUCCCCGAGGAGAUUCCCAUAGAAAUUACUCCAGCACCUGUGAUCAAAGCUGAACCCAAAGAGGUGAACCAGUUUCUAAAUGUUCCUACAGUAGAUGACCUGGUGCAGAUGCCUCCAACUCCACCCAGCAGCCAUGGGAGUGACAGCGAUGGAUCUCAGAGCCCUCGGUCCCUGCCCCCCUCCAGCCCAGCCCGGCCUGCUGCUCGCUCUUCUACUGCCAUCUCCUCCUCACCUCUCCUCACAGCACCACACAAGUUACAAGGAACCUCUGGCCCUCUGCUCUUGACUGAAGAGGAGAAGCGCACCUUGAUUGCCGAGGGUUACCCCAUUCCUACCAAGCUGCCCCUCACCAAAGCAGAGGAGAAAGCACUGAAGAGAGUCAGGAGGAAAAUCAAAAACAAGAUCUCUGCUCAGGAGAGUCGCAGGAAGAAGAAAGAGUAUGUGGAGUGUCUAGAGAAAAAAGUCGAGACAUACACAACAGAAAACAAUGAACUCUGGAAAAAAGUGGAGACCUUAGAAAACGCAAACAGGACUCUCCUCCAGCAGUUACAGAAGCUGCAGGCUCUGGUAGCUGGGAAAGUCUCCAGACCUUAUAAAAUGGCUUCCACGCAGACCGGGACCUGUCUAAUGGUGCUGGCACUCUGCUUCGUUCUGAUCCUGGGAUCCCUGAUGCCCUGUCUCCCUGAGUUCUCCUCAGCAUCACAGACAGUGAAAGCAACACCAGCACCAGACAUUUACACAACUAGUAAGAUUCAGUCACGGAGCCUUCUUUUCUAUGAUGAGGGUGCUGGCUCCUUAGAAGAGAGCUAUAGCUCCUUCCUAACCAUGGACCAUCCUGAGGGGUGGGAGGCUGAAAAAAGGCAAUCUGAGGAGGGAAGGCCUCAUCUAGCCAGGACACAUGAGACAGCCAAAUAUCUGAGCAAAACCCAGCUGGAGGGUCCCGACCAGAACCGAACUGACACAACUCUCACCCACCUCAAAGAGCAAUUCCAUGAGAGGGAGACAAGCUCCAGUGAGACAACUGAAUUCUUGUAGCAGCUGCUGGACCUCAAGGCCUCAUUUGUCAGAUUGCAGGAUUCCCUCCUCACCAAGCAACUGAGGGGACUUGGCAGGAGAGGACACUGCAUUCAGACACUAGUAAACUGGCCUUGGGUUCAGCUCCUCCCCUUCCCCAUUCUUCCCAUUAGUAAUGAUCUCUCUAAGGGGAGUCACAGGACUGCCAGAACCAGCAAUAGAUCUCUGGAGAAGCCCUGGACACCCUCUUCUCCUGGCCUUACCUCCUGCUUAAGUGAGCACUACCCUAUGGAUGUGGGCUCACCUUGAAGUGGAGGGAGAUCAGGGGAAGCCCCCAAACUACUCAGCUCACUCCCCAAAGCCUCCAGACCCAGGAGGCUGUCCCAGCUCUGUACCCCUUGGCUACAUCAGAUGCACCUGAAGGAGAGAGAGAAGAGAGAGUGUUGGAUUUACUGUCCUGCCUGGGAGACUUAGGAGUGGGUGAUGCUGGUGCUGGAGAGAUGGCUCUGGAGAGUUUGAGCUCAUUCCUUGCCCUCCAUCAGUUAGUAUAUUUCUCCUUCCAUUGAGAGAAAACCUAGUUCUUCCUUGCUCUAGUUUUCUCUUGAUGGACAUGCCUAUGUAAUUUCAACGCCAAAUAUCUGCAAAAAUCUGCACACAAACGGAGUGGGGAAGACAGAUCCCAGACAGAUAAAUCACCAUAAAAAUUAGCCAGCAGCUUCUAGACAACCAGAGCUCUGAAAUAGAUAACAAUUUUCCCCCACAACCCACUUCUCCCCACCCUCAGCACCCCUGCUUUGGCAGGAGUGGUAUUUCUCCAUCUGUUCCCAGCUUGGGCCCUACAGUGCAGUGCUAACCAGGUCAGUGGUCUUCUCGCUUUCCAUUCUGGAGGCAUUUCCUUUGAGAGUGAGUGAAACACAUUCCUAUAAUCUGACCCCCGUCCCAGCUCUCCAUCCCCAAUUCGGCCUCAUGACAAAUGGGGUCUUUCUAGGAACCACCAAGGAAGGCUCUGAAACCCAUUGGAGGUCUGUCAGAUUAGCCAGCGUUCCCCUCACAUCCUCCGUGUGCACACAACACAUAGUGUUGUGAAAACCACUGAGGACAUACUGGCAUUUCUUGAGACAGGUACAUCUGUCAGGAAAGGGGUGGCAUGUUGGAAUUGGCCAGGGUAACAAAAGACAGUCUUAAACCUCUUCCUUCUAAGUACUGACACCAAAGGUAGCAAACGCUUGCCAUACCAUCCCUCAGGCCAGACUUGCCAAUUUUGGUGUUGAAGUGACCUCAUCUCAAGCCUGUGCCAUCCUUUUUAGCAUCCAGACACUCAUUUCUGAUCCUUCUCCCUCCCCAUCAAAAGCCCUGUAGAAAGGCUUAAGUGUCUCCUCGCUCCAUUCCCUCAGCUGCCAUUUGAUGAAAGGACAACGUGGGACAUGAGUGUUGGAGAUCUGCGAUGUGGCAGGUUGCCCCAUGUUUUAACACGGGAGUCCCUGCACACUGUCAGGUCUCACAGCAGGUUCCUCUUCCACUUGCUUCUCAUCAAGCACCCUGGACUCACUCUGCACUGCCCCAGCCUCUCCUCUUUGUCCAGUCUGGGAGUGGAGAAGGCCCCCUGGAGAGGAAGGAUGGGAUGGCUCUUGCUCAAUGAAUAGGAGAAGCGAGAGAAGGGCCCUCAUAUCCUUCUUUUCUACCUUUUGAAAAUUGGUUUUGCCCCCAAAGCCAUUUAGGAAAAAUUUGGACACAGCUAGCUGCAGCCAUACCUGCGUGGCCAGUGGGGUGAGGAAGAAGGUGGCUUUCAGCAUAGCUCUUCUCAAGAUCACCAGAUACCACUGCAUUUCCCAACCUCCACCUCCACCCCAGCACAAAGAACCACUGCCGGGUCCAAGCACGCCUUCCUCCACCCCAGCACUUCCACUGAGCAUGUCCCCAUGCCUCUCACUCCCACCGUUGUACAGAGACCAAGAGCAGAACUCGUUUGUACAUAAUGAACCUUAUUUUGUAUUAUUGCCGAUCCCUUAAGAUAUUGUAUUUUGGAGACUCUCAGAUCCUAUUUUCAGUAUUGUAUUUUAUUAAGAAUUAGUGCGGGCUUGGCAUCUAUCAACUUCUUGUAGCAGCUCACUUUCCACUUAUACUCCAGCAGCUGCCUGUUCUCUCCUCUUUGGUUGGUUUUUUUUUUGGUUGGUUGGUUGGUUUGUGGGGGUUUUUUAAUUUUUUUUUUGUUUGUUUUUAGUUUUUUCCAAGCCACCUUUUCUUCUCCUCCUAUCACUUGCUCUGCAUUUGCUUUGUGAAGCAAAAUAAAAAUAAAAUAAAAAGUUGCAGCAUCAAUCCUGGGUUGACAGGUCCUUUCAUUGAGGCAUGGUCACGCCAGCCCACAUGCACAGCUCCUCACUUCCUGCUCCCUGUUCCAUUCCCAGGCCACGUGCAGAAUUGCUUCAGUACUGGGACCCCAUGCUCAGUGUUGGGGCUAAGAAGCAAACUUGCAUGUUUUGUUUCCAGCAACACUGUCAUUUCUUCUGCAGUUCUGAACAAGUCAGAACUGUUCUGUCUCAGUUCCUUUUCCCCCUUCAAAAUACCACUAUCAUCCUCUUGAAAGGAGGAUCAUGGAAGAAAGUCUGUGAGGUGCAGGGACUGUGAAGGGGUCUGCACAACAAAGACAUAGCUCUGGUCCCAUCCUGUCUGAAAAAGUACUUAAAUCCUUCCAUUAACUGUAAAAGCGGAGUAGCUGCGCUCCGACUGGCAAUGACCUGGGUCCUGGCUGGUAGGCUGGCUGUACUUCUGACAGUCCAUUGGCAUCUGUGAAAACUGGUUUGUUUUGUCCUGAUUUUAUGUGAAACACAAGGCAACAGGAUCUAGAAAACAAAUCUUCAUCUUCUAGAAAGCUCCAAGUGGGUACAUUAGAAUUUGGCUAUUGAAACAACUCUUUCUUGCAGUCAGGCCCUCCAUAUCUGGAAAGCAGCCCAAGCAGUAGCCCCUUUCAGGGAUGCUACAAGGUGGCUCUGUCUCUCACCUCUGGCUGGGAUGGUACUGCAGGACUGACUCUGCCACAGCAGAAGAAUGUGAGGCUUGGGGCUUGCAAAGGUCUCUUUUUGUGGAUUACAAUUUCUUUGUGGAGAGAGUAAAGUUGAUGCCACGCUGUCAUGACAGGUCAUUGAAGAGUGGCGGGUUAGACUGACGUGGGUUUCGCAGACCCCUUUAGAGCUCCCUUCCCCUGCACACCCACUGAGGCAAGAAAAUGCCUGGCCUUGCCCUGCAGUUUGUGUCCUGGGCCAGAACUAGUUUUGAUGUUUUCCCUGUUACACCUUGUCCAAAAGCAGCCUCCUAUUCCUGCAUCAGUAUGAUGCACCUUCCCCCACUGUGGGGUGGGGCUGCUCUCUGCACUCACCAGAUUUCAUCCAAGGGAGUGGCUCCUGCUCUGCUCACCCCUGUGAAACUUCACGCAGCUCUUUAGGAAUUGCCUUCCAGGGAGAUUCUGGCAUGCACCCUUCAUGCACAAUGGAAAACAGGUGCAAGAGGGAAAUUCUUAAAAGGAUGAGUUCUCAGGCUUUGGUGCCUUAUCACUGACGUGGCCAGAGCAACCAGAACCCCCUUCCAUCAGGAGAAAAUUUCCCUCCAUCUUGACAAAUCCUCCUAAUUCUGCAGUCUACUAGAUAAUUCUGAGCUGCUCAAAGCAGGCACAUUAGGAUCUUUUGAUCCCUGGUAUGCCUCUUGAAAUGCAGCCAGCCAAUCACAUCUACCAGUUUGGCUACAGCAGAUAAUUAGAGCAGAACAAGAGAAUUAGCAAAGCAAGAGUCACCUUCUUUACAAGUCACCUUCAGCCUCACUCCGUUGUGCUUGGUCUGCUCCAAGUGCCUCCAGUCAAGCUUUGCCAUGCCAAGAUGGGCUUUUGCUCAUUUAGGGUCACAUUUCUAGGAAGCCUAUGCACUCUCGACACUUACAACCCCUGAGCAAAGGAGCACUAACGGAACAUGGACUUCGUUUUUCAGAGACAAAUUAUUCCUGACUGUUCUCUGUUACCAGGCCAAUUGAAAAAAAAGAAAAAAAAAAAAGAGAGAGAGAGAAAAUAAUUGGUUUUUGAGGCACGCCACUGCCAAGCAGGUCACUGGCAGUGCAUAGCAGCAGCCUUGUGGGUAUGUUUUGUUCGUUAAAGAAGGACAAGUCCUGUUAGGGAUCUCAGGAGAGUAUCCCCACUCUCCAAGCCCAGCACGAUCCCUCUUGCUGUUCCAAUUUGGGAGUGUGCUAGCACUCACAUGGAUCCAUCAUGUGAUCAGCAGGCUUUGGUCCUGCUGCCUGGCAAGGAGCCUGGGCUUUGGACACCUUCUGGGGAGAAUGGGGAGGUCACACCUCCUGAUACUCCACAGGUACUGAGGGCUUGUUAACAGCAAUGGCACCUGCAUGGACGCUGACCCAGCCUGCCUCAACAAAUCUGUGUUGAUUUUCUAAUCUGGUGGCUGGAAUGGGGCUUAGAGGUGAGCAGGGCGGAGGUUUCUCUUCUUCUGCCCAGGGGAGGAGACUGUACCUUCCCAGAGCUGUACUCACUAGAAAUGCUGCUUCCUAGAAGGCUCAUGCUCUGCCUGUGCCUGCAAAAACGAGGAUGGGGUCUGUAUUGUAAUACCAAUAUACCCUUGCACUGUUCCAUGUGCCAACACACAAGGAAACCCCUACCCAGGGCACAGGUGAGUGCUAUGUAAACAGGUGACCUGGCUCAGCUGAAGGGUGCCUUGGGUGCCAGGAGGACAGGACUGACCCAACACAACUGCCCAGCCACAUUGUCCCCAGGCAGCAUCUGCCUGCUUUUCCCAGGUCCUGAGGGAGCUCCAAAUGAAGGGUGACCCGAUUUGUGACAGACAUGUGAAAUGUCCUUCUGAGACAAGUGGGCAGAGAAAGAUGCAGAAGCCUGAGCAAUCCUUUACAUCCCCUCAUGCAGGCAUAUCCUGUGAUGUCUCCUCCAGACACACAAAAUCUGCCCUGCCCUGCCUGUGUGACAGCUGUACAGUUUGGCAUGUGGGUAGAAAGGGCCAGCUCCUCCCUGCAGAGGAGGUUUCUGUAGCACAGAAUCAGCCCCCCUGGGAAGGCAGGAGGUACCCACUGUCCAGGCCCUCUCUCAGCCUUGAUCAAAGGCGCUGUGACCCCAGAGCUUUGCUUUGCCUGGCUCUUGGGACAUUUCCUGCAAUAAGGGCCUCUGCUUCCCACCCUGAAGCUCCUUUCCUAUGGCACCAACACAUCCACCAGUGAGAAAUGCUCUCCACUCCUUCCCACCUGGAAGUCUGGAGCCUGCUCUCCUCCAGCUUUCAACUUGCAUCCAUCCCUUACUGGCCAUCCCCUUCCUCAGCUUGGUGGCCCUUAACCAUAAGGGAUAAGACAGACAUUUGCCAAAAUCUCUUGAGCACAUGAGUGGACCUGCAUCCCCAGUAGCUCCUCUGGGCAGCCCAGCUCUGUCCUACCCUGGCAGCUUGGCCAGCACA